Messenger RNA from Stereum hirsutum FP-91666 SS1, 555 nucleotides. RefSeq lists its product as uncharacterized. The transcript is spliced from 7 exons. The record is from RefSeq and is a predicted model, not a curated record. Lineage: Eukaryota; Fungi; Basidiomycota; Agaricomycetes; Russulales; Stereaceae. The annotation marks the transcript as partial.
GACCAGGCUGGUACUGCGUUCGCCGCAACAUGCGGUCAGCAGAUGUACAGCAUUGUCACCUCCGAUCCCUAUGGUAACAUUCAGAGCGAGGAACAGAACAUCGGCUCGGAUACCACGGACUCCUGUGAACUUUACCUUUGUAAAGGAUACGUUUACGAUGAUAACACGGCCAAUGUCCAGUCGUACACCGCUGGUCAGACUGUAGACUUCACUAUUGACAUCCGCGCUCCUCAUACGGGCGUCGCCAACGUCUCGGUCGUGAACACCCAAACCAACGAAAUCAUCGGCGAUGUGCUCUGGACCGAUACCGAUGCUUACUCCACGUCUCACACCAUCGGUGCCAACGAGACAUCCUUCUCAGUCACUCUUCCCGACGUCGGAAGUAGCUGUACAGAGGCCGGUACCUGCGUGUUGCAGUGGUGGUGGGAUGCCAGAUCUAUUGACCAGACAUACAUGAGCUGCGUUGACUUCACAGUCGAUGGAUCUGGUUCGUCUUCCGGCUCAUCUUCUGCUGCUUCAUCGUCCGUUGCUGCCUCGACCUCCGCUGUCGCCUCU